This is a messenger RNA of Hevea brasiliensis (rubber tree), 906 nucleotides long. Its product is annotated as disease resistance protein RUN1-like. Gene Ontology annotation, biological process: defense response. The record is from RefSeq and is a predicted model, not a curated record. The transcript is spliced from 5 exons. The coding region runs from base 1 to 906 and encodes 301 amino acids. NCBI's taxonomy places the organism in Eukaryota, Viridiplantae, Streptophyta, Magnoliopsida, Malpighiales, Euphorbiaceae. Gene Ontology annotation, molecular function: ADP binding.
AUGAAAGGAAUUGAUGAAGUAUAUAAAGUUGAGGGAUUGAAUGAUGAUGAUGCUCUGCAUUUGUUCAGUUUGAAUGCUUUGAAGGAGAAGUAUCCAAGGAAAGAUAUAAUGGAGCUAUCAAAUAAAGCUGUUAAAUACGCUCAUGGCAAACCCUUGGCAAUUAAAGUUAUUGGUUCUUUUCUAUUUGGCAGAACAGAACAAUAUUGGGAAAGUGCACUGGAUAAACUUGGAAAAAUUCCUCAGCCUAGAAUUUUUCAUGUGUUGAGAAUAAGUUUUGAAGUGCUAGAUGAUGAAGAGAAAAGUAUAUUUCUUGAUAUUGCAUGUUUUUUUAGGGGGCAGCAAAUUGACUUUGUAGAGAGAAUACUAGAUGGUUGUGGUUUCUUAGCAGGAAUUGGAAUUACUGUUGUUGAUAAAUGCCUUGUCACUGUCCUACAUAACAAGUUGAAAAUGCAUGACUUGUUGCAGCAAAUGGCUCAUGAAAUUGUUCGCCAAGAAUCUAUUAAUGGGCUGGGAAAACGCAGUAGAUUGUGGAGAUCUUGUGAUGUCUGUCAAGCGUUAACAAAAAAUCUCUUGAGAGCCAUAUGCAUUCUAUAUGGAACUGAAAGGGUUGAAGGGAUAUGGUUAGACAUCUCAAAUAGGAGAAGUGGACUUGAUUUCAACAGCCUUUUUGAGGAUUUUACUGAGAAUGCGGAUAGUUAUGGACAGGAGUACAGUUUGAAAGAGAUUAACCUUAGAAAUUCUGAGCACUUAUCUACAGUGCCUGACCUCUCUCUGGCUAAGAUUCUCGAGAUUCUAGCUGUAUCUACCCCCAUGGAAGGUGUUCUUAUGACUUUUCCUGCUUUUGGGAUAGGUGUCCCUAAUGGAGCACUGGUCCCCCAGAUCAAUUCUUUGAGGAAAGCGAUUUGA